CAACGAGCUACUCGGCAAGCAUCCAUGGCUUCUUACAAUACCCAGCAACUCACCUGGAAUGCUGCCCACACCAUCAAUCGCGAAGGGCGCUAUUGCUAUUGUGGACAUGAUAGACGACUAGAUGAACUGUCAUUACAGUGUAAAGGCUGCCAGAACUGGUUCCAUGCUUCAUGUAUAGAGGUGGAUAUUGGUCCAGCUGUACCAUUUAUCACCAACUACAAAUUUCUAUGCAAAGUCUGUGUCGUUAAACCUACUGGUAGGAAUCAGCAGCAUCAGGAGCCUGGAAGUAUCUCUGAAUUUUUUGAACGUGUUACUGCAGGAUGGAAAGAGAUAUGCGCCACCACUAUCGCCAACCUUGUCGUUCAGGAGUAUCUCAAGGAGGCUAAGAAUUCUCAGGUUUCAGGACCUAGCAAGACACCCAAUGAAGAAAAUAUGUGGUCCGUCAAUGCUGACUUUAUGGACUGGAAUGAGUAUCGCUAUUAUUUCAAUAAGAAAGACCACAUUUUGCCAUACGUUGAUCGUCAUUGGAAGGCUCUUUGUACCGACCGGAGCAGGACUCAGACUUGGUGGGCAACACUCGGAAGCUGUUUGUAUAUUUCUAAGGAUGUAUUUGCUGCAACAGAUGAACAGGCACGUUCGGCAUCAUCGGAUUUUUGUUUAGUCAAAUCAAACCUUUGGGAUAUAAAGCCAGGACAUAUUACGAGCCAUCAGUCACCAGGAUCAAAGUUAGUAUCAAAGACACCACGCGAAGGAAAAAGGAAGAGCAACGUAGUCACUGGGGUGCAAGAAGAACCAACCAACAAAAAGGGCUCGACUAAUAGAUCAGAAAAAAAGUCAAAGAGUUCAGCAUCCAGUAAUAACCGUCAUCCAGCAACACCGCCAGUUAUUCCACCAACUACAUAUAUACCCCUUCCCAACACAGUAGUUCCCACGAAGAGCGGCGAAAACUUGGCGCCUUUCAGCACCUCUAACGAACAUCCUUACAAUCGUCACCGUUUUAAGUACGUCACCUGUGAGCCAGAUCCGCUGCUGCAGUACAUGCUUUACCGUCAGACAGCCAACCCAGUCUUGUCUGGAGUACGCCUUAGCAGGGAAGAUAUGAGCCCGUAUAUGCUGGUUGACGAGGAGUGUAUGACUAUUACAACAGAGAAGGGCUUUCGUAUGGUUCGUGCUAACUGUGGUGUGCGUGAGGGGAAAUGGUUUUACGAGGUCACCGUUGAAAGAGGUGGAGAACCACGGUUUGAAGGGCGUGAUGGUGCACACGUUCGACUUGGUUGGGCAAGACGUGAAGCAACAUUGCAAGCGCCAGUUGGCUUUGACGCAUAUAGCUAUGGAAUACGAGAUACGACGGGUGAGAAAGUGCACAUGUCGCGAGUGAUGCCAUUUGGGGAGGCGUUCAAAACGGGUGAUGUGAUAGGAUUGUACAUUUCAUUGCCUCCUGAUGGCAACGAGAAGUCCUUCUUCAAACAUCGUCGACUUCGAAGACCAUUUUACUUUAAAGGGCAGCUCUACUUUGAAUCAGUAGAUUAUUCGCCAACUAAGAGAUAUAUCGAGAUGGCAGAGUACGAAGCAACACCUGUCAAAACCAGCCUGGACAAGCCAAUCCCCCCACCUGUCAUUCCAGGAUCAAAAAUCAUUAUCUAUAAGAAUGGCGUCUGUCAAGGCGUUAUGGCGCAGGAUUUAUUUGCACUCUUGCCGAUCGAACAGAACGCAAAGGAGAAAGAACAACUUCGAUUUGAUGAUGGCACUCUAGGAUACUAUCCAGCUAUUUCAGUGUACCGGAACGGGACUGCAACGGCUAAUUUUGGGCCUAACUUUAGAUUCCCCCCAAGCAAGGAUCCCGAGGCUGAGGCUGAAGGUAGACCUGUUUUUGAGGAGGAAUAUAUCUGGCAGCCAAUGUCUUCCAGGUGGGAGGAGAAGUUGAUCGAAGAAUGUUUGAUUGAUCUUGUGGAUGAAGUUGAGCUAUGGGUCUCUGAGCAGGCUGUUCUCGAACGUGGUUUACAAGAAGCGGCUACGAAGACUGUAGAUGACUCUUCAAUGACGAUAGAUGGCCAAGCAACCCCUCAGAGAUAUGGACAUAGGCGAGAUGACUAUGAUGGUAGUGAGAUGAGUGGUAAUAUCCUAAAAGAUCAUUCUCACCGUGUCUCGAGGAGAAGUCAAGGCAGUGUUGGUGAGGAGGAGGAUGACGGUGACGCAGAUGUGGACGUGGGUAUAGACGUGGACGUGGACGUGGACGUGGACAUGGACUCUGCGGCUGAACAUGAGCUGAUAGAGAGCGAGCAUCAAGGUCAUGGUGGUCUUGACGAAGACGGUAAUGGUGACGAUGAUCGCGAUCACCAAACUCAGCACAGGCACGACGAUGAAGAAUAUUUACACAAUGGCAAUCGCUCACUUGAUGCUCAGAUGGAGAACACAGAUGACGACAGACAAUAUUAUUCUGAUCAUUAUAUGGAUGAUUCACAUGGGCGCAAACUCAGCCAUGACCAUAAUCAAAUGGGAAAUCUAAGUCAUGAUGAUGUAGAGGAAGAUGACGAUGGCGAUGAUGAUGCUAGUGAGGGCGCAUAUUAUGAUCGGCCAUAGAAAAUGAAUAUUCUAUAAAAUGCCAAGCUUUUUGUUAGCGCCGCAG
This is a messenger RNA of Lobosporangium transversale, 2626 nucleotides long. RefSeq lists its product as hypothetical. Gene Ontology annotation, cellular component: Set1C/COMPASS complex. Lineage: Eukaryota; Fungi; Mortierellomycota; Mortierellomycetes; Mortierellales; Mortierellaceae. The transcript is spliced from 4 exons. The record is from RefSeq and is a predicted model, not a curated record. Bases 25 to 2580 code for a protein of 851 amino acids. Gene Ontology annotation, molecular function: transcription cis-regulatory region binding; protein binding.